AUGGCCAAGGAGGUGCGGGCGCAGUACGAGCCGGUGGCCGAGAUCGGCGUGGGCGCCUACGGCACCGUGUACAAGGCGCGGGACCUGCAGAGCGGCAAGUUCGUGGCGCUCAAGAACGUGCGGGUGCAGACGACGGAGAACGGGCUGCCGCUGAGCACCGUGCGCGAGGUGGCCCUGCUCAAGCGCCUCGAGCACUUCGACCACCCCAACAUCGUGCGGCUCAUGGACGUGUGCGCCACGGCGCGCACGGAGCGCGAGACCAAGGUGACGCUGGUCUUCGAGCACGUGGACCAGGACCUGAAGACCUACCUGGACAAGGCGCCGGCGCCCGGGCUGCCGCUCGACACCAUCAAGGACCUCAUGCGGCAGUUCCUGCGCGGCCUCGACUUCCUGCACUCCAACUGCAUCGUGCACCGGGACCUCAAGCCCGAGAACAUCCUGGUGACCAGCAGCGGGCAGGUCAAGCUGGCCGACUUCGGCCUGGCCCGCAUCUACAGCUGCCAGAUGGCCCUGACCCCCGUGGUGGUGACACUGUGGUACCGGGCGCCCGAGGUGCUGCUGCAGUCGACGUACGCGACGCCCGUGGACAUGUGGAGCGUGGGCUGCAUCUUCGCCGAGAUGUUCAGGCGCAAGCCCCUUUUCUGCGGUAACUCGGAGGCCGACCAGCUGGGCAAGAUUUUUGACAUGAUCGGGCUGCCCGUGGAGGACGACUGGCCGCUGGACGUGGCGCUGCCCCGCGGCGCCUUCACCGCCCGGCCCCCCCAGCCCGUCGAGGGCUUCGUCCCCGAGAUGGAGCCGCUGGGGACGCAGCUGCUCCUGGAGAUGCUGACGUUCAACCCGUACAAGCGCAUCUCGGCCUACAGCGCCCUGCGGCACCGCUACCUGCAGGAGCGCGACGGGUAGCGGCGCCCA
Nothoprocta perdicaria is the source of this 912-nucleotide messenger RNA. It is a transcript of the gene CDK4, whose product is annotated as cyclin dependent kinase 4. The record is from RefSeq and is a predicted model, not a curated record. Bases 1 to 903 code for a protein of 300 amino acids. Gene Ontology annotation, cellular component: cyclin-dependent protein kinase holoenzyme complex; nucleus; cytoplasm. Gene Ontology annotation, biological process: regulation of G2/M transition of mitotic cell cycle; G1/S transition of mitotic cell cycle; protein phosphorylation. Gene Ontology annotation, molecular function: cyclin-dependent protein serine/threonine kinase activity; cyclin binding; ATP binding. The transcript has 7 exons. NCBI's taxonomy places the organism in Eukaryota, Metazoa, Chordata, Aves, Tinamiformes, Tinamidae.